UCAGUCGCGCUCCGGCUACGGUUGACGUUCGGAGAUUUUUGGAGAACGUGUCGUCAGCCCUCCCUGCAGUAGUUUUGUUCUGCUUGCGCGUCAAUCGUCAGUUCCAUGCGAUUGGAAAGACAAGUGACAAUAAAAGCAGUUUCAUACAGCCUAUGAUAUUAAACCAUGUAAUUGAAACAUUUGUGUUGCAUUAAGAACACAUGCCCAAAAUUUCACAUACGUUUAUAUUUAAGAAAAUAAAUGUGCAACACAUUUUGUUGGGAUUUUGUGUUUAUGCGUAACAUAAAUUCUCAUAAGUCUAACUUAAAGCAAAGAGGUAGCACAUGAAAUUACAGACUUUUUAGAAGUAGUUUCUAGGAAUUAAGUAAAAGAAACGGAAAAAAACACAGGAAGUGUGUGUGAGAGCGUGUGUUUUGUGUGAAGUGUGUGCACCAACUAUUUGUCAUUUGUUUGUUUGUCCCUGACGGGUUGUAACAUCUAUUCAAGCAUGUGAUGGUUUUUGCUCAGCGCCAGUUCAGUGCAUUUAGCCUGUUUGAAGAACUUACCAUCAUUCAUGUCUUCCUGAAUGUCGCCAAGAUAGGAUCAUCUCUUCCUGAAAGGUGGUGAGAUGUCUGAGGAGAACGAGCGAGACGCAGGGUUCUGCUCCGGCGAAGAUUUAGAAGAUCCUUUAGAGGCUGAAGACGAUCUCCACUCGCCUACAGACGUCAGUGAAGACAGCGUAGAGGUCAAAGUGCUGCCCAUCAGUCUACGAAACAUCAAGAAUAAACGCAAAUGUGCUGAGCCUCGCAAAGUUGCAAGCGAGGAUGACGAUGUUCUUCCUCCUUAUAAGAAGCGACGUCACUUCAUCAACACCGAGAGCAACAAGAAAGCAUCACCAAUCCUUCAGGUAGAUCGCCCACCGCGACCCUCGUCCGUGACUUCUCUUCCUGGAGCCAUAAACCCGCGGUCAAGCCCGGCAAGUCCUUUCCGGCCUUGGAGCCAGCAGACAGUAACCCAACCAUCAGUACGUCAGGAAGUGAGACAAUGUGUCUCGGCGUCAGUCAGUACUCCAUCCCCACCGCCGCCGUCCUACACUCCAGCUCAUCUCCCGCGCGCACCUAUACCGAGACGAUGCCAGUCUGCAUACAUCACAGUGUCAAGACCCCCUGCCAAGCCCAAUCUUGCGCAACCUUACAAUGACCGGGUACCCAAUCUGCCCCACCAGCAAGACGAACCGUUAUCACUGGUAUUGAAGAACGUGUCUCAUGCAGAUGAUGACAGAAUUCCUCAGAGUAGAGAGCAGACGUUGCAUGGCUCUGAAGUUUCCCAGUCGGAGGGACCAGUGCAUCCGUCAACAGCUUCGACACAUGCAAAUAGAUUGAGAUUCGAUGUACCUGGAAGACUUGAGGACGUGAGAUUUUAUGGUGUAGCAGGUGCUAUAGUGAGAGGUUUGACUCCUGUGGGUAGGUUCGGGAUAUCACAGUCUCGAAUCUUACCCGAAAGACGUGGCAUGACUACGCAAGUUCAGGACCGUCCCAUAGCUAGUGAAACCAUUGUCAGAUAUCCCUCAGCUAAUGUCAGUAGGACUCAAAGGUUUGAGGCUGUUGAUUUUUCUGUUACUCAAGCCGCUAGUUCUGUCUCUGUUGGAAGAAGGACGUUGUCAGAGUGUGAGGACAGGAACACGGCGGAGGUGGAAGAUCUGAGUUCAAGUUUGAAACAGCGAACAAGUAAUGGGAAGUUCAGUGUGGAAUCUUUGCUUGGUGGUGCAAAAGAUUCUAAAGGGCACGACGAGCAAAAGCCGGGCCCCUCGUCAAUAGCAUCAACAUCAUCUAACAACAAUGAUCAGCAGAAACCCAAACAGAGUAGUCUAAAUGCUGGUCAGCAAAGGAACUACAAAAACAUGACGCGAGAGAGGCGCAUAGAAGCGAAUGCUCGUGAACGGACAAGAGUUCAUACCAUAAGUGCAGCGUUCGACACACUUCGACGAGCGAUCCCAGCAUACUCUCAUAACCAGAAGCUGUCCAAGUUGUCCGUCCUACGCAUAGCUUGCUCCUAUAUCCUGACUCUCUCGCGAGUGGCCGGUGCUGACUACAGCGUGGACAGCAGUGAGCCUUCCCUUGCAGAGUGUGUGGACCUUGUUUCUCGUACCAUCCAGACUGAAGGAAAACUCAGGCGAAAGAGAGACGAUUAGUUUAUCUCAGUUUUGUAUUUCAUUUACCAUCAAUACAGUUUUCACCGGAUAUGGAUAACGUAUUAACACUCACUGACUUCAGUAGAUUGAUCUGUUGCUUGUCUGAUCAGAAAGGCUGAUUGAAUUGUAUUUUAAUAUGACAUUAAAUCAUUUGGUAACGCAUACAUUUUCAAACUUACAAAUUUCUUUGCAAUAUUGAUUUCUGCAGGAAUAUUUCUUUUAUUCUCAGAAAUGAUUCCAAAUUAAUAUCGUUAAUUUCCUUUGUUGAAUGUCAUUAUUGGUAUCAUCCUUUCUACCCCAAGUAAGUCCUGGAUAUAUCGAAUGGGACUUGCUGGAACUAAGUGAACAUAAACAUGUUCCAAGAAGUGCAUUAUCACAACUAUGUAUAUUGAAUUUCUUUUAAAGACAAAUCGGAUAUGCGCCUGACCAGUAAUUAUUUGUAUAUUAGGUAGCAUCUGUGAUUUAGAACCAUUCUUGAGCUCAAAAUUUGAAAUUUUUGUUAACAUUUGCAAUUUGACCGACAAAUCAGUUCCGAACAUCUUCAUGUUAUAUGGAAGUUGCGCUUACAGAUAUACAUCAGAAACCCAACCGCAACCUCAAGUUAGGUAUGGAAGAAUUUUCAAAUAUACAAUGAAGAUACUGAAACAAGUGAUUUAAUUAUCCCAUAUCUUGAGAUGGUACUUCUGUGUCUGAUGGUAAACAUAUUUGUUUUGUUUAAUUCUGAUGUGGCUGCUACCAUCUUUGAUAUGCAUCCGCAAGCAGCCCGGCGUAGACGAAAACAACGCAAAAUGUAAUGCGUUCUGUCAUCACAAAUUAAAAGGAAGACUGAUUUUUCUUGAUCAAUUCAAAAUGAGUUACAAAUCUUGCAUGGGAAACUUGUUCACAUAAUUUAUGUUCUUUCUUCUUGAAGAUUAUUUAUUUAUAUUAUACUGUUUAAUUAAUGUCAUUUCAAAUAGUCACUAUGGAUCUGAGUCAUUGUCUCUUCCAAACUAAUGCUAAUGAUAAUUGACGCAUAAACAUAUUUCAAAGUACUGUAUGAAUUUAUAUUAAUGAGAAAGAGAUUAUAUUUCUGCAUUUUAAAGUUCAAAUCUAUAGUUAGUUAAAGGUUAUGAACAUGUUAGAGAACUAAGAGUAGAAAACAAAUUUAAAGUGGGGGAUAAGGUGUUACUUCAUCUUCUAAAAUAAUUCCAAAGAUCAUACUUAUCACAGAGUGUAAACACGUUUCUUCUUGAAGUGUACUUUUUGUCUUGAACCAGAGGUUUUGGAUGUAUGAUAAAUAAACCUAAUCUAAAUGAAAGUGGCCAAAUGCAAUCAAAUAGAAAAUCACGUUAUUUUUUACUUCGGUAUUGCGCCGGAGUUUGAGAGUGUUCCUACACAUAUUUAAGAAUAUAUAGACUUAUUAGGAUUGAACUGAACUUCCUGAUUUGUAAAACAUCCAAUUUUAGAUUUACCAGAUAAAUUCUUAAUUGUAGGAAGUAGAAAUUAACCUUAUACAGAGAUUAUGCUACUCAACAAUAGAUAGUUCUGCGUCGUUUCUUCUUUGUUUCUAUUAAUGCCGAAAUUACACCUAUAAUGACACUUCAAAUAUAAUAUUGUAUAUUCUCACUGAAAGAUGUUAUCUCAUAGAACGAAAUAACCUAUAACAGAGUUAAAUUUAUUCAAAAUUACAUAUAUCAUUUCGGAUGAAAUAAAAGAUUUGAAUUUCAAAAAGUCAUCUAUUCUUCUUGGUACUCAUACAGAAAUGUUUCAUUUUUCUCCAGCUUUUAGCUGACUGCACUUAAGGUAAAGGCAUAACUUAGAAUUUUGGGGAAAAAUUUUUGGAGUGGAAGAUUGCGGCGUUACAUAGCGGUAGUUAAGAAAUUCUCUGUCUUUUAAUGUGUCUUUGUAGAUCAAUUUAUAAACAAAUUAUACUGUAAGUGAACGCACAGAAUUGUUACAUGAAACCGUUUUUCUUGACUCUUUUAUUUGAUUUCUAAAUUUAAUCUGUAUGUUGUUUGCUCUAAAUCUUUUUAAAAAUGAAGUUUGGAAAAUUGUACACCUCACCAGAAUGCGCAGAAUUUUCACGUGCGUUCUUUGCAACUUUGCAUUCUGAAUGCUCCUAGCUCUUGCAAUUAUAUUCAUAUUUUAUAGGACACUAGCAAGAUUACAUAGGUCUACAACUAUGCUCGCCGUCUGCUUUCAUGCUGGCAUAUUGCUUGGCUUAUGCGACCCUGAUGCUCGGGGCACUACGUUCCUGCAAGCGGUGUCUGAAUUCCAAGGGACUGCACGGCUUUAUAUCCCAGAAGAUAGAAAUCCUCAUAACCACCGCUUUGAGAGGUAUACCCGGUAGCAUAGUUGGUU
Molecule: messenger RNA, 4510 nt
Organism: Cryptotermes secundus
Lineage: Eukaryota; Metazoa; Arthropoda; Insecta; Blattodea; Kalotermitidae
Gene: net
Exons: 2
Coding region: 608-2170 (520 amino acids)
Molecular function (GO): protein dimerization activity; DNA-binding transcription factor activity
Source: RefSeq, a predicted model, not a curated record